GUUUAUUUCGCGAGUAUCGCGAAUCGAUGAUGUCACGGAUUCAAGGACGGAGCUGGACAAAGGUCAAUGUAUUUUCAGUUUCUUUAAAGUUCUAGACAAAGGCGCGAUUGACGCAUUUACGUUCGACGAGCCGAAGCGUUUGGGUGUUUUCAUCGGACCUCAUUGGAAAUUUAUAGUGAAAUACUUAGUUUUAUUUCUGUAUUAUACUCGUUAUUGUUUACUGACACAGCACCGUCUUGGAUCCAGUUGAUUAAUUUCCAACAAUUACGCCAGUUUUUUGGCUCCGAUAAAUUUCCACAGUGCGGCAACACAUUCUUGAAAACAAAAUGAUCACAUUGGUAAGUCUGCUGCUUUUGGUCUCCACUGGAGUCAUUGCAGAAAGUUGUGAAGAUAAUAAAGAGGAACAGUGUGCUGCUACAACACCUGCUGUUUUUAACCAAGAUAAAGAUUGGAGUUCUGCUACUACAAUCUAUGAUUUUCAUGCUCGAGAUAUCCAUGGCAAUGACGUAUCAUUAAGUAAAUAUCGUGGGCAUGUGUGCAUAAUUGUCAAUGUUGCUAGCCAAUGUGGCUUAACAGACACAAACUACAAAGAGCUUGUACAGUUGUAUGAGAAGUACAGCCAGAAGGAAGGGUUAAGGAUUCUUGCAUUCCCAUCCAAUCAGUUUGGUAGCCAAGAACCAGGCUCCUCUGAGCAAAUUUUAGAUUUUAUUAAGAAAUACGAUGUCACUUUUGAUGUUUAUGAAAAGGUUGAUGUUAAUGGUGAUACUGCACAUCCAUUAUGGAAAUGGUUGAAAACCCAGGCAAAUGGAUUCAUAACAGACAGCAUAAAGUGGAACUUCACUAAAUUCAUUGUUGAUAAGGAAGGCAAAGCUGUUUCCAGACACUCGCCGACCACAGAUCCUCUUCAAAUGGAAUCUGAACUGAAGAAAUACUUUUAAGAAUUUGUAUAUUCUUUUGUGCUCAGAGUCUUAACCAGUUACACUUCCAUAAUACUCAACAUUAUGAUUGUUACAUGGACAAACAUACAGUAAUACUACCAUUUUACUUUCUAUAUUGUGUAAACUUGUGCAGUUUAUUAAGCACUUGUAUAAGAGUCUCCGUUAUAGAAUAAGUCCUUGUCCCUUAUUCCAUUUGUGUUAGCAUUACUCGAUGUAUGUAUCAGAUUAAGAUGAUACGAAUAAAUACAUUUCUUUACUUUUAA
Dufourea novaeangliae is the source of this 1201-nucleotide messenger RNA. RefSeq names its product probable phospholipid hydroperoxide glutathione peroxidase. NCBI's taxonomy places the organism in Eukaryota, Metazoa, Arthropoda, Insecta, Hymenoptera, Halictidae. Gene Ontology annotation, molecular function: glutathione peroxidase activity. Bases 327 to 938 code for a protein of 203 amino acids. Gene Ontology annotation, biological process: response to oxidative stress. The transcript has 2 exons. The record is from RefSeq and is a predicted model, not a curated record.